Vigna radiata var. radiata (mung bean) is the source of this 642-nucleotide messenger RNA. RefSeq lists its product as uncharacterized. NCBI's taxonomy places the organism in Eukaryota, Viridiplantae, Streptophyta, Magnoliopsida, Fabales, Fabaceae. Gene Ontology annotation, biological process: defense response. The record is from RefSeq and is a predicted model, not a curated record. The transcript has 3 exons. Bases 272 to 607 code for a protein of 111 amino acids. Gene Ontology annotation, molecular function: ADP binding.
AAAAAUAAAAUUUGGGUUUCGACCUUUUUUUUUUCAUUGGCGCCCUUGAGCCGCUUUAAUGGGAUGGUUUUCGUUCUCUCACUCAUUUCCAUUUUGGUUUUUGAGCUGCUUCAGUGGUUGUCAAGGUUAUUGUUGGGUGUGACGGUUUAGGCUGCUCACAAUCGGAGAUUAUACAGAUUUUCGGUGGUUGUGAAGAUGAAGGUUUUUCAUCUUCGUGCCGCCUGUGAACUUCAAGAAAAUCCACAAUGCUCCCAAGGAUAUCAUACAAUCAAUGCCACAUGAUGCACAUCCCAUGGGCGUGCUUGUUAAUGCCAUGAGUGCUCUUACUGUUUUUCAUACUGAUGCAAAUCCUGCACUCAGAGAUGUAUAUUUUUACCAGCUCAAGGAAUUCAGUUCAAACGAUGCUCUUGAACUUUUCAAUCUCAUUGCCUUUGACCAAAGUGAUCAUAGGAUGGAGUUCAAUGAGCUAUCACAGAGGGUGGUCGAUUACGCUCAUGGCAUUCCAUUACUUGUUAAAGUUUUAGCUCGGCUUCUUUGUGGAAGAAACAAGGAAGUAUGGGAAAGUCAGUUAAACAAGCUUAAGAAAAUGUCUGUUAAAAAUGGGUAACUGAAAGAUGAUGGUCUAGAUCGCAAAGAGAAACA